This is a messenger RNA of Psammomys obesus (fat sand rat), 246 nucleotides long. RefSeq names its product ras-like GTP-binding protein O-RHO. Lineage: Eukaryota; Metazoa; Chordata; Mammalia; Rodentia; Muridae. The coding region runs from base 1 to 246 and encodes 81 amino acids. Gene Ontology annotation, molecular function: GTP binding; GTPase activity. The record is from RefSeq and is a predicted model, not a curated record. The transcript is spliced from 2 exons.
AUGGCUGUCAUCAGGAAGAAACUGGUGGUUGCUGGUGAUGGAGCUUGUGGUAAGGCCUGCUUGCUCAUAGUCUUCAGCAGAGACCAAUACCCAGAAGUCUAUGUGGCCACAGUAUUUGAAAGCUAUGUGGCAGAUACUGAAGUGGAUGGAAAUCAGAAAACGUCCCAGAAAAAUGGACUCCAGAAGUUAAUCAUUUCUGUCCAAAUAUGCCCAUCGUCCUCGCUGGGGGCAAAAAGGGUCUUCUGA